This is a messenger RNA of Lottia gigantea (owl limpet), 1023 nucleotides long. RefSeq lists its product as hypothetical. NCBI's taxonomy places the organism in Eukaryota, Metazoa, Mollusca, Gastropoda, Lottiidae. Gene Ontology annotation, molecular function: RNA binding. The coding region runs from base 1 to 1023 and encodes 340 amino acids. The record is from RefSeq and is a predicted model, not a curated record. The transcript is spliced from 10 exons.
AUGACAGACUAUGUUCUUGGUCAAGUGGCGGCUGGUUUAACGAAGUCCAAAUCAAAAGUGAAAGAAAAUAAGAAGUUAGCUGCUCUUUUCACUGUGAAAGCUAAACCUCCAGAACCACAGAAAGAAAAUGUCAAGAAACCUGACGUCAAUAUAAAUGAAAAAGAAAAGAAACCAGUGAAAAAGAAAAGACAUAUUGAAGAAGAGAAAGAAAUAAAAAAGAAGAAACAAAAGAUAGAUGAAGAAAAAUUUAAAGAAAAAGUUAAGGAAAAAGAAAUUGAAGAACCUGAGUCAAUUAAAACCUUGGGAACAGAAGGAGAGGAGGACUCGACCGAAAAACCAGUACACUGGAGUAAACUAACUGGAGCUGCUAGAAGAGUGGCUAGUAAAGAAUCCAGAAAGCAUGAUACCAGUAAAGAUCAUAGAACAAUAUUUAUUGGCAAUUUACCAUUAUCAUUAGCUCAUAAAACAAAAUUAAAGAAGUUAUUUGGUAAAUAUGGUGCUGUAGAGAGUUUACGGUUUAGAUGUCCACCUACUAAAGAUUUGACAACUUCUAAACGUGUUGCCGUCAUAAAAAAAGAGUUCCACCCUGAGCGAGAUAAUAUGAUAGCUUAUGUUUGUUAUAAAGAAGAGUUUUCAGCAGAAAAAGCACUUUUUAUGAAUGGUAAAGAAAUUGAUGGACAUCAUUUACGCGUUGAUAUUUCAACAGCCAAUCCAAAGGCCAACCAUAACAAGUCAAUUUUUGUUGGAAAUCUACCAUUUGGUAUAGGAGAAGAAGAUAUACGAGAAAUAUUUAAAGUUUGUGGUGAAGUUGAAAAUGUCAGAAUUAUUCGGGACAAUAAAACAGGGCUUGGUAAAGGUUUCUGCUAUGUUGCUUUUAAAAAAAAAGACCAAGUUGAGCUAGCUUUAAAAUUAGAUGGAACAGGAUUAAAGAAAAGAGAAAUAAGAGUUAAAAGAUGUUUGAGAGAACCUAAAAAAGUUCAAAUAUCCUUUUUAGUUGAUCAUAUUUGUCUUGUAUACGACUAA